AUGUUCCUGGCCACCACCCAAAGAUUCUACUCUGCCGCGAAGGGACCUGUUAGACUAGGGCGUCCAAGCAAUAAUUUAACGAGCGGGAUAGUUGGGCUAGCUAAUGUCGGCAAAUCAACAUUUUUUCAAGCCAUCACAAACUCCAAGCUCGGCAACCCUGCCAACUAUCCUUUUGCGACCAUUGAGCCCGAAGAGGCUAAAGUGGUUGUUCCCUCUGAACAGCUGGAUCAUUUACAGAAAUUAUACGCAAGUUCUAAAAAGGUGCCGGCGGUUUUGACGAUAUACGAUAUUGCAGGGUUGACUAGAGGUGCCUCCAAAGGCGAGGGUUUGGGGAACAAGUUUUUGAAUGAUAUCAGACAUGUGGACGGUAUCUUCCAAGUUGUGCGAGGAUUCGCGGAUCCAGAGAUAACACAUAUUGAGGGCACCGUGUCCCCCAUUCGAGACCUCAGCAUUGUCCAAGACGAGUUAGUUUUAAAAGACCUCGAAUUCUUGGAGGGGAUCAGAGAAAAGCUAGACCGUAAAAUAUCAAAGGCGGCUAAAAGCUCGGGUGAGUUCAAAUACAUGAGUGCAGAGUUGGAGCUGCUUAACGCUCUUGAAGAUCACAUGUAUGAAGGCAAGAAGAUUGCACACUUCAAAGAUGAUUGGACGCCCGAAGAGGUGAGUAUUUUGAACAAGCAUAACUUUCUCACAGCAAAGCCCACCAUAGUGCUUCUAAAUGUUAGCCCAAAGAACUUUUUAUUGCAACAAAAUAAAUACCUGAAUGAUGUCAACGAUUGGAUGGAAAACUAUUCACCAGGAGACCAAGUGUUACUGUUUAGCGCUGAAUUUGAAACAAAGUUCAACGAAUUUAUGGCUGAUAAUGAUGUCGAGGGUCUGGAUUUAUAUUGCAAGUUGCAAUCAGGAGGCGAGGUGGAUCAUAAAGAAACCUGUCUACCCCGUCUUAUUCACGAAAUGAGAAAAGCCCUGGGACUGAUUAGCUUUUAUACGUGCGGUCCUCUUGAAGCACGUCAAUGGACUAUCCGAGAGGGUACCCUUGCACCGCAGGCAGCAGGAGUGAUCCAUACCGAUCUCGAAAAGACGUUCAUCAGCGCCAACAUCACGAAAUUCUCAGACCUUGCGUUCAUGGCCCCCCCGCUCAAAGAAUCACAACUAAAAGCACAGGCUCUCGUGAAACGGGGUGGAAAGCAGUAUGAAAUGGAAGAUGGGGAUGUAGUGCUUUUUAAGGCGGCGGGUGCAGCCUCAAGAUAA
Molecule: messenger RNA, 1248 nt
Organism: Lachancea thermotolerans CBS 6340
Lineage: Eukaryota; Fungi; Ascomycota; Saccharomycetes; Saccharomycetales; Saccharomycetaceae
Gene: YLF2
Product: Ylf2p
Exons: 1
Coding region: 1-1248 (415 amino acids)
Cellular component (GO): cytoplasm
Molecular function (GO): GTP binding; ATP binding; ATP hydrolysis activity
Source: RefSeq, a predicted model, not a curated record